This is a messenger RNA of Talaromyces rugulosus, 732 nucleotides long. RefSeq lists its product as uncharacterized. The transcript is spliced from 4 exons. NCBI's taxonomy places the organism in Eukaryota, Fungi, Ascomycota, Eurotiomycetes, Eurotiales, Trichocomaceae. Gene Ontology annotation, biological process: 7-methylguanosine RNA capping; 7-methylguanosine cap hypermethylation. Bases 1 to 732 code for a protein of 243 amino acids. Gene Ontology annotation, cellular component: nucleus. The record is from RefSeq and is a predicted model, not a curated record. Gene Ontology annotation, molecular function: RNA cap trimethylguanosine synthase activity.
AUGAGUGGGGAGACCGAAGAAGUGGCGCCUCCAGAGGUCCACCAUUACAGUGACAAAAGUGAAGUUCCUUGGGACAUUCAAAACUAUUGGUAUCAACGCCACCGCAUCUUUUCAAAAUACGAGGAAGGCAUCUGGUUGACCGACGAUGCAUGGUUUGGCGUCACCCCAGAACCAGUCGCAAAUAAAAUCGCGGAGGACCUGGCUGCCUCUGUGCCGAAGGAAAAAGUUGUUCUGGUAGAUGCCUUUGCUGGAGCAGGUGGCAACACCAUCGCAUUUGCAAAGUCGGGACGGUGGAAGCGCGUGUAUGCCAUCGAGAAGAACCCGGCGGUGCUCGCCUGCGCCAAGCACAAUGCCAAAAUCUACGGCGUCGAGACCGGAAUUACUUGGUUUGAAGGAGAUUGUUUCGAUAUCUUAAAGAACCAACUGAGUGACUUGGGCCCGUACAGCAUAGUCUUUGCUAGCCCGCCGUGGGGAGGUCCAGGAUAUCGAUCUGAUGAAAUUUUCAACCUUCAAACCAUGGAACCUUACUCGUUAGAUUUCUUGUAUCAAGAAUAUUCGAAGUUUUCCAAAUUCUUAGCCUUGUAUCUUCCAAGGACCUCGGAUCUUAGGCAGCUAGCCAAGGUCAUUGACGACAAUGAGAAGGUGAAUGUGAGACAUUAUUGCAUUGAGGGUGCGAGUAAAGCCCUUUGCGCUUACUAUGGAUCCUUUGAUAUGGAAAAGUCAAAGUCUUAA